CAUAUGAAAACCUUCGACUUAUUAAAAUUUAUACAGAGAUGAAGGAAUAAGAGAGAGAGGGAGGGCAGAGAAGAAAGAGAGAGAAGAGAAGAGAAAGGGAGGAUCAAGGAGGGAAAGGGAGGAUCGAGACAUAGAAAAGAAGAAAUAAGAGGAGAAUAUGAAAUGAAGGGGGGACUGAGAGACAGAAGCGCUAAUGUGAAAUGAAGGGGGAAGGUGGGCGGCUGGAUUAGUAGGGUUUUGUUUUUGUUUUUUGUUUUUUGUUUUUUUUUUUUUUUUUGACGAAUUCCGUUAUAAAAUAUGUACUUUAUGACGGAAUUAAUCCGUAGGAAAUUUCCUACGAAAUCAAAAUUCGUUAGAAAUAAAGUAUUUUCUAAUGGAUCCCCGUAAAAAAAAAAAAAAAAAAAAAAAAAAAAAAAAAAAAAAGUAUUUUCUAAUGGAUUUAAAUUCCAAUAAAAAUUUCCGAUGGAUUUUUCAAAGGAAAAUUUAUAAUCGUUGGAAAUUUUCGACGAAAUUUGUCAGAAUAUUCGUAUUUUCUAACGAAUUUUCAUGUCUGAAUUGAAGUUAUUCGUUGAAAAUUGAGUCUUUUCUUAUAUUGAUUUUAUUAAAUCCACCGUGGGAACUCUGUUUCAUAUAAAAUAAUUGCAAUUAUAUAAUUUGCUCUUCUUUUUACCCAUUUCGAAUCUUGUUUAGACUUUUUGUGUGUUUAUGCUAUCUUCACUUGAACAAUUGAUACAGUAUGAAGGUGGUGCUGCAACUUGGGCCCCUAUAGAUGGUGUGCACAUUUUUAGUUGCUAUUAUUUUGUGUCUAAUUAAAUGCAUCGUUUAUAUGAAGAAAAAAAAUGAUUUUCUUAGAUCGAUUUAAUCUAAUUUUGCCUCCUUGAUAUUUAAUUGGAUAAAUAACUUGUUAUGUUAUCUAAUCUUCCUCGUGACCUUUAGGGCAUAUUUUUUCUGUGAUUAUUUUCUUUGCUUUUAUAUACUUGCAACACAUUAAGGUAUAAAAUUUAUAUUGUAACAACUUAACAAUAAUGACAUAAUUUUUUUUCAAUUAAUUUGUAUGUUUACCUAGUCUAAUAUGUUCUUUAAUGUGCGUGUUAAAAUGGCGUGGUUAAUAAAAACAGGGUAAGUAUAUCACAAAUUCACACAAGAUCUAAUUUUCAUACAACAAGUCAAUAAGAGUGAAUAGAAUUUUUUUUUUUUUUUUUUAUUUUUUAUUUUUAUUUUUUUAUGGUAAUAAGAGUGAAUAGAUUGAUUGUAUUUUCUUUAUAUCUUUUUUAAAAUCUAACCGAAUGAUCAAGUUUUAUUGUAUACAUUCCGAUUAAUUUGUAUCUCAUUAGAUGCAUUUUUUUUAAUAAAACAAUUUCCACUAUAUUAAUUUUAGAUAUUUUAAUUUACUCUUUUAAGCUCUAAUUGAACAAGUAGUGUUGUGCAGUUGUGCUUAUGUAAUCAUCUGUUUCUCAAUUUGGCAUUUAGUACAGUGAUCUUUUAUCCUUCUUGUGACCUUAUGAAGGAUGUACACUAUUUUUGUUACUUUUUUCCUCUGUUUUAAAUUAGUGGAAAAUUGUAAAUUACUACCUUAAAAAUAGGGGUGUAAAUGAGCCGAGCCGAGUACUCAAAAAAAAAGUUGUUAAUUAAUAGCCCUAAAAUUGAUUAAUUCUAGUAACUACUAUCUUUUUCCCUAAUCAGCCUACUUAAUUAUUUAAAAGCAUCAUUAUCCGUCUAAAUUGUAAUUAUUAGCUUUUUUUUGAAACAGUAAUUAUUAGCUUUUAAACAUAAUUAAUUAGAUAAACCCUUGCACCACCACCAUACCACCAUUGCACCACCUCCGGCAGCCUCCUUACCACCUGCAGUAGCUCCCCCACCGUGAAUCUCGUUCCCCUUUCGAUCCCCCAUCGCGAAAACCACCUCUUCUGUUCCCCUAGCAAGAAAUCCAAUCUAAUCCUCACUCGUUUCCCCGUCACGAUUACCACCUUCCUCUCGCUUUCCACCUCAAUUCCCAUCCCACUCCUUCCCCUACCAUGAAACUCAUCCCUCUUCCGAUCCCUCACAACUAAUUGCAUCCCCAUCAUGUGGCUGGACUAUUUCCGAGGCUAAGGGGAAGGGGAAAGGUGGUAAUCGCGAUUUGGGAAAAGGGAGAGCUGGGUUUUAAGGGUUGGGGCAAAGGGAUGAGCGAUAAUUACAGUGGAUUUAUGGUGGGAGAACAGGAGAGGAUAGGUUUUGUGGUGAAUGACCAAGAGGAGGAUGAAUUUCGGGGUGGGGGAGCUGCCGGAGGUGGUAAAGGGAAUUUGUUGGAGGUGGUGUGGAGGUGGUGCUAGGAUUUAUAUAAUUAAUUAAGGUUUUAAAGCUAAUAAUUACAAUUUUAUCAAAUAAUUAUGUCAUUAAAAUCUUAAGUAGACCGAUUAGGGAAAUAGGUAGUAGUUACUAGUAUUAAUCGGUGUUAGGGGUUGUAAUUAACAUAUUUUUUUAGGGGUAGUAAUUAACAAAGGCCCUCUUUUUGAGAUAGUAAUUCACAAAUUUUUCUAAAUUAGUUGACAAAUUUUAACAUUUGAUACUAUUCAUAAACUCUACAUUGAUGACUAGCUUAUGUGAUUCAUUGAUAAGAAAUAUCACUCUUAUUAGAUUUGUUGGAAUUUUCUCAAUGAGUUCAAUUUAUAAAUAUCAAAUUUUUAUUAUUUUAACUUUUGUUAAUUAGUGAUAUUUACAAUUAAAUUUAUACAUUGGCAAAUGUGAUAACUGUAAUGUGCCAGCUAAUUUAUUGGAAGAAGGGUGUUUAUUUGUUGUUCGUUUAAUACAUCACAAGAAUUGUGUUUCAUAUAAACAUUUUCUAUUAGAUUUAUCUUUUGACCGUUUAUUUAAGAUUUUUUUUUUACUCUUUUUCAGGCUUUACCAGAUAUUCAGGUCUUUAGUAUUUGACGUUAAGGAUAAAUUUUGUUGAUGCCCCAUAUUACCUUAUAAAGGAUCGAUGAAAAGGGGUUCACCUAUUUCAAAAUAUCAAUUUUUUUUUAUUGCUAAUAAAAAUAUUUAUUGUUGAAUUUAUGCAUUGGUAAACAUGAUAAAUGCAUCGUGUAAACUAAAUUAGAGCAAAAGAAGAAUUAAUUUGUUUCUCGUUUUAUAUAUUACAAGAAUUGUGUUACAUAUAAACAAUUUCAAUUAAAUUUAUGUUGUUCUCAUUUAAUUUUACCCAUUUUGAGUUAUAAUCUAAGCAUAUUUGUAUUUUAUGUCAUUUCUUUUAAAGUAUAAACAUAGACGAGUUUCCUCGUGACUGUUUAAUAGGUGUGCUUAUUUUUUGAUGCUAUUAGUUUCUUUCACAUUGAGGGCUUCAAGCAAUAACCAUGAGAUCAAUCUAUCUUUUGACCCCUUUUUUAAGUUUUUUUUUUUACAUAUUUUCAGGCUUUACCGGAUAUUCAGGUCUUCUGUAUUUGACAGUUAGCAUGAACAUUAUUGAUCCCUCUCAUGACCCUAUUUUUGUUGUUAUUUAGUUUUGUCUUAUAAAAAAUAUUAUGUAACUUCUUAUACAUACAAAUGGUCCAUCACAUGUCCCUCCCUCUCCCUCUCCCUCUCCCUCUCCCCUUAGCCUCGUAACAUUAAAGAAGAUCUCGUGUUAGCACUUAGCAAGAUCCUAAAAAUACAUUUGCUAUUUUGGACAGUUUUUCUUUGCUGGUUAUGUUUUAAUUAUUUGAUAAAUUAAUAUGUAUUUUAACAUAUAUUUCCUCAUGCAAAUAUUUCCAAUGCAACGAUUCUCCUACCAAAAUAUAUUUACCUACUCCUAAAGCAACUAUUCCUAUUUAUAAAAAUAUUCAUUUACUCCCAACUUGAAUAUUCAUAUUUCUAAUGUUGAAUUAAUUUCGCAACACCUUUUUUUUUUUUUUUUUUUUUUUGAGGAAAAUUUCGCAACACUUGAUAUAUGUGACAACUAAUCAUUACGUUAUACUAUCUCAUUUUCCUUAAUAUCUGCGUAAAAUCAUUAAACUUAACAAUUAAAGAUUAUAUAAAUUGAUGUGUCAGCAAUCUUUUAUUGUAAUUAUUCUGAGUAUCUAUUUUUAAGAGAAAUUAUCUUAAAUGACUUUAUUAACGUCAUAUUGUUACAUAACCUAUUAAAUGUAAUAAUUGACUAUUAUUUUAAAAACAUUUAAUAAAAAGUUGAAAUAAAUCUUUAAUUUAUAGAAAUGCCCUACAAAGAAGAUACUUCAAUUAAAAAAUAUAUUAAAGAAAAAGAAAUCACUUUUAGUAAUAUAUACACCUCAUAUUCAAGUAUAACAUAAUAAUUAAAAUAUACAAAAAUGAUGUACUUAAAAAAAAUCAAUUAAGAAAGAAAAAUGGUGUACUUAAAUAAAACGAAGGGAGUAUACAUUACGGUCCAAAUCUACUACACCCAAAAAUUGGUAUAAGUAUGAAAAAAACUGUAUAAAAAUGAGAACCGAUUGAAUAAAAUAAGUAUUGCAAUCAAUUAUACGGGUACGUAUGCUAAUAUAUACUUUGAUCAAUAAUAUUUUUAAUCAUCAAUAUAAUUAUUUAUUAUAAAAAUUUGAUAUUUAAAACUAUGCAUUAAAAUAAUUCUAACAAAUAUCCGUAUAACUAUAUAGUCUUUUUUUUUUUGUAUAAAUCACAAACAUUUGUCAAAAGUCAAACCGUAACACUUAAAAAAAAGGAGGGAGUAAUAAGAAACGGAUUUAGGCAGGCCUAUUUGUACUCCUCUCUCUCUCUCUCUCUCACUCUCACUCUCACUCUCAUUCUCUAUUUCCCUCUUUCUCUCUCUAAUUUUCUCUUUCUUAGUUUGCUAGCACACUCAACUUUCUCCAUUGAGACUUCUGAAAUUUCUAUCCUCCAUUGAAGCAACUUCUAAGGUUAUAAAUAAAGGAAAAUUGGGUUCAACCUGAAGGAGAUUUUGCUGGAGAACAUAGUUUUGAGGAAGAAAUAAUUUUUGGUCAAUUUUAAUUUUUGUUCUAAAAAAAAACGAUUUUAAUUAUUUAUUUUUACAAAAAUAAAAAAUAAUAUAUGUUUUUUGUUGGAGAGUGAUUUUCCAAAGAGUUGAGAUGGAAAAUUACAAAGGAAAAUCAAUUCCAAUUGUAAAUGAUUUUGGUAUCAAUGGGCCAUGGAUUCCAUUCACCCCUUUGAAUCCUCAUCUUGGACCGAUCAAUGAAAAUGGUGAUGUUGGAAAUUAUUUGUCAGCAUUUUCUCAACAAAAUAAUCAUGCUCAAACUCUUUUAUCUUAUUCAGGAACUCCUCCAUCAAUUAAUAAUGGUAUUAGCAGUAUUCCUAGUAGCAGUAGCAAUACCAACCAUCACCAACACCUUAGGUAUGAUGAUGGUGGUAGAUUAAUGCAGAGAAGGGGUUUAGAGUAUUAUCUGCCUGCUUGGAAUAGCCAAGGUAUGAGAACUAAUGUGGCUUAUCCUUGGACAAACCCGACAGCAGCCGCGGCUCAGGGUAGUUAUAUCAGUGAUUACCCCUACUUGAGUUCUUGGGAAUCAUCAAUGCCGUGGACACAAAAUGGGAUCGGAGAUGGCACAUUCCCCGCCGCCUCCGCCUCCGCUGCAGCAAUGGAGCAGUUUGAGACUAUGUCAUAUACAGGCCUUUUAUGCAGUAAUGAUAUUUCUGGUCUGGGACUAGGAAUGGGAAGUGAAGCAGUUUACCAAGGAUGGGAUUACAAUCAGUAUCUUGGAGGAUAUAAUACUGAUGUGUAUGGAAACCCAAUUUACAACCCGAUUUUCCAAAGAGAAAUGCAAAGUUGUGCUUCUCCUCAUCAGUACCAGAGUGUUUAUGAUGCCAACUCUUCUCAAGAUACAAAGCACGCAAAUGGAAAUUAUUCCAAUUUUGCUCCUGCAACUCCAGACUCUCGGUGGAGAAUUGAUAGUAAUGAGGCUCCAGGGAACUCACCUUUUGGCACUUAUCAAAGGUCAACUGAGCAGAACAGGUUGCCAGAACAAGUUAAACAAGUUGCUGCUGCUGUGAUGAUCAACGUUCACAAUGUUCAAGAAGGAGUCACCAUUCCCAAUACACAAGAAUCAUCAACUGGUAAGGUCUCCAUGACAGUAGAGAAUCACAACCCUGACAAGGGAAGCGACCAAGUUAUUGACCUAAACAAGACACCACAGAAGAAAACACGACGGAGAAAGUACACACCAAAGGUCUUGAGCGAAAAGAAACCUAAACAUACUCCAAAACCUAAAACCCCCAAGCCCACUGAUCCCAAGGAGGAUACACAAGUUAAAAGAAAGUAUGUGCGGAAGAACAAGGUGAACACACCUUUGGAAACUGCUACAGAAGGAGAGCAAACACCAGCAGGAGCAACUGAAGCAGGAGUGUCAACACCAACAGGAGAAACUGAAGCAAGAAACUCAAAACAAUCAGGACUUGUCGCCAAGUCCUGCAGAAAAUCCUUGAACUUUGACUUGAAUGGACAAGCAGAAAGUAACUUCCCUCAUAUGCCAAAUGGAUAUUUGCAUGUUGUGCCACAGCCAAACAUGUGUGACACUACUCUUAGAAUGGGCCAAGAAUUGAUGGUUGAAACAUCCAAGGUGUGUACUGCUUAUGAGCUUAACUAUACCCAACAUCAGGAACUCAAAAAAUACCUCUCACUUCCCACAAAAGACUACCAGAAUAAUACACAGCCUGACCUGAUUAACCUCUCCAAGGAAAUAGAUGAGGGUCAUCACAGUUUGUUAGGAAACAACACUGAGGUUUCUUCCAGAAAUGAAGCUCAUUUGGCACAAAGUCCCAAUUCAAGCCCUUGUGCAAGUUCUAACGAACAGAAAAUUUCAAGAGGAUCAAAGAGGAGAAAUUAUUGCAUGGCAGAUAUUGCCGCAGGAAGUGUGGAUGCUGCCAAUCACUGUACCUUCUGGCAGCCAAACCACUCAAAUUUUGGAAAUGCUACUACUGGAGAGCUUCAUACAUUUCUCUUUCCCGAAAUUUUCAAGAAGAAGAGAACUGAAAAGGUACAAAGGCCACACAUACCAAGUAUGCCAUCUACUACUGCUACAUCCGAAGAUAUCAACCUGGUAGCCGACACUCAAAAUCAUUCAAGAGUUUAUCCCACCACAUCAAAGUACUACUGCAACCCUGCUUCUUAUAGUAAUAAUGCAGUGUCUCAUAAUCAUGCUGAGUUACUUAUGGGAAGCGUUGAGGACACGGUGCAGCCCUUGGAUAGUUGGACUGACAUGGCAAAGUUGAAAAAGAAAAAGAGAUCAAAAGGCACUACUCGUGUUAGUGAUUUGGCCCCACUGAGGGGGAAACCAGGACCCAAAGGUCCUCGCAAAAAGACAAGUAAUACUUCAGAACAUGCUUCCACAGAGGCCCUAGAAGUUGACAGCACACCAAAGCCAAGAUCAAAGAGGGAAUCUAGGAAACAGAAUUCUUCAAACAAGAGGGACCUAAUCUUGUAUGAUGCUAAUCAGCCUGCCAGAAAAGCAACAGGUUCUGUUCCAGCACUACCAUGGGUAAGAACUAGCUCCAGCUCCAUUGAAGAUUUGACUGAAGGAAUGAAGCUGCUGGAUAUCAACAGAGAAGGCUACAGCUUUUCACUUCAAGAACAGAAUGCACUGGUCCCAUACAAGGCAAAGAAGGUAAAAAAUGCAAGAAACGGGCUAGUUGUUUACGGGAGAGAAGGGACUAUAGUGCCAUUUGACGGGCCAUUUGAUCCUGUUAGAAAGAGACACCAACGGCCUAAGGUUGACCUUGAUGAUGAGACCACUAAAGUGUGGAAACUUCUUCUUGAGAACAGUGACAAUAAAGGUGUUGAUGGAACUGAUGAGGAUAAAGCAAGAUGGUGGGCAAAUGAACGAAGUGUCUUCCAUGGGCGUGUGGACUCAUUUAUAGCACGCAUGCGUCUCGUUCAAGGAGAUAGACGCUUCACUCCUUGGAAAGGCUCUGUUCUGGACUCUGUUAUCGGAGUCUUUCUUACUCAGAAUGUAGCAGACCAUCUUUCGAGUUCUGCCUUCAUGAAAAUGGCUGCUCAUUUUCCACUCAAGUCAGAAGGGAGUGAAAGUACCCUCUCAGUGGAGUCAACAACUACAACUGCUUUGGCUGUUGAACCAAAUAUUUGCAUAAUUGAACCAGAGAAAAGCAUUACUUGGAACGAGAAGACAGAUAGUGAAGAGAAGGAUGUUGUUAGUAGCAAAGAAGUGACUGGAAGAGCUCCUGGUUCAGUUAGCCCUAAGGAUUACUCCAGUGAAAACAGCCAAAAAACCCCCAAUAAUUCAACAGUUGAUAAUGCAAAUAGCCAAACUACAGAGACAGAGACAGCAAGUGUCUUAGGAGAUGACAGAGCAAACGAUGAUGCAACUUCAUCACAAGAUUUACAACACUCAGCAGUGUCAUCCCAGAACACUAUCAACUCUCCAAAUCUGCAGACUGCUGGAACAAUGAGCAUUUUUUCAGAGAAUUAUUCAAAUACACAGCCUUUAGUAACUGGCUCCCAAUCCAAUUAUUUUGAUUGUUCCACCUUGUCUGUGAGUCGGCUAAAGAUGGCAGAGAGUCCCUUCCUUAAUGAACCUUACAGCCAAACCCAACAAGAUCCGCUAGAGUGCAUCAAUCAUGUAACAAUCAGUUCUCUAGAAUCACAAGGAUUCUGCGCAAAUAAUGACCAGUUGAAUCUGAAUUUUCAAUUACCAGACGUAGAUAGAAGAUCUCCCCAUAUAUCAAGAAAAGAUGAGAACAGCAAACCAACAGAACAAAGCAAUCUGACUACAGAAUCAGCGGUGCAUCAUUUUGCACAGGAGAAAAGUUCAGAUAGCAUUCCAAGAUCUUUUCCUGAUAAUAACCACUCAUUUCAUGUUCUUGAGGGUGAUAACAUGGUGAUGCAUUCACAAAAGCAGUCAAUGAAGGAGCCAUCACAUGAUGUUUCAUCUGCAAAUGUUCAAACAAGUUCAAACUGGAAAAGUGCAAAAUUGAAAAACGAAGUAACUACUGAUGUUACCGAAAGUACUGCAGAAUUAAAAAGGGCAAGCAAUGAUCUGAAAAUAAUUGAGAAAAUAUCUGAACAGAAAUAUGCAUCAGGUGGAAUUUCAGCGAUGACAAAUGCAAGCGCUGGCGAAUCUGAGAAAGGAAAGGCAGAGGUAAAGGCUAACGCAUUUGACUGGGAUAGUUUGCGAAAACAAGUAGAACCAAAUGGUAUAAAAAAAGAAAGAACAGCAAAUACAAGGGACUCAGCAGACUGGGAAGCAGUAAGACACGCUGAUGUGAAUGAAAUUGCUGAAACCAUUAAGGCUAGGGGCAUGAGCAUCAAGCUUGCAGGUCGGAUAAAGCGUCUGUUGGACAGGCUGGUCAAGGAUCAUGGCAGUAUCGACAUGGAAUGGCUGAGAGACAUUCCCCCAGACAAAACAAAAGAAUACCUAUUGAGCGUAAAAGGGUUGGGAUUGAAGAGUGUAGAAUGUGUGCGACUCUUGACACUGCACCAUCUUGCUUUCCCAGUUGACACCAAUGUUGGACGUAUAGCUGUGAGGCUAGGAUGGGUUCCGCUUCAACCCCUACCAGAGUCUCUUCAAUUGCAUCUUUUAGAACUGUACCCUAUCUUGGCAUCCAUUCAAAAGUACUUAUGGCCACGGCUUUGCAAGCUGGACCAGAAGACUUUAUAUGAGUUGCACUAUCACUUGAUCACUUUUGGAAAGGUAUUUUGCACCAAACAGCAGCCUAAUUGCAAUGCAUGUCCCAUGAGAGGAGAUUGCAGACAUUUUGCCAGUGCAUUUGCAAAUGCUAGAUUUGCCCUUCCAAGGCCAGAAGAAAGAAGCAUUAUGCCUUCAAGUGGGGGCAGUUCAGCACAUCCAAAUUCUCAAGCUAGCACCAAUCCUUUGCUUUUGCCCCCCUCUUAUUCACAAAGCAACUGCGUUAAUGGUGCUCCAAUAAGUGCAGUUUCAUCUUCCCCACUGGCACUACACUACCAACAGACUCAACUGGAGAGGCAAUCUGAAAUUAGGAACUGUGAACCAAUAGUGGAAGUUCCUGCAUCACCAGAACCAUUACCAGAGCAGGAACAAACAUUAUGUGAUAUUGAAGACACAUUUUACGACGAUCCAAAUGAAAUCCCAAUAGUUAAAAUUCAUAUGGAACCAUUGUCUCAGACUCUAGAGAAUUGCAGGGAUAGAAAUUCAAGUGCCUUGGUGGCUUUAACACCUGAAGCUGCUUCCAUUCCAACACCAAAGCUCAAGAAUAUAAGCCGACUGAGAACAGAGCAUCAUGUCUAUGAACUCCCCGACACACAUCCUCUCUUGAAAGGGUUGGGAAAAAGAGAGCCUGACGACCCAUGUUCAUACCUACUUGCAAUAUGGACCCCAGGUGAAACUGCAAGCUCUAUUGAACCUCCUGAAAGAAAAUGUCACUCUGAAGAUCCCAGCAUAUUGUGCAAUGAGGAGACAUGUUCUUAUUGCAACAGUCAGCGGGAAUCAAACUCCCAUAGCGUACGGGGAACACUUCUGAUACCAUGCAGAACUGCAAUGAGAGGCAGUUUCCCACUUAAUGGAACAUAUUUCCAAGUGAAUGAGGUAUUUGCUGACCAUGAAUCCAGUAUUAAUCCAAUAGCAGUCCCCAGGACUUUGUUAUGGAACCUUCCAAGACGUAUGGUUUAUUUUGGAACAUCAAUUCCAACCAUCUUUAGAGGUUUGACCACUGCAGACAUUCAACGUUGCUUCUGGAGAGGAUUUGUUUGUGUAAGGGGAUUUGACCGAAAAAGAAGAGCACCUCGUCCACUCAUAGCCAGAUUGCAUUUUCCAGCCAGCAAGACUAAGGGGGCAAAAGGUAAGACGCAUGAUGAGUAAAUGACGAUGAACUGGCUGUUGGAGUCACAAAAAUAUCAGCGAGGUUAAAAGAGAUAACAGCGUUGUCUGGAAUUAGGAAAUGUAUCAAGAUAUUGACCUUGUACAUCAUUUAUAAAGAUUGUAAGCAAUUUAAAUUGAUGCUCCAAUUGAGCAAGUUUCUGCAGUAGGAGAAUAAAGCAUAGAAUUGCGAUCAACAUGUGAGUACAGUACUUCAUAACAGACAAAUUGAGAUUAAAAAAAAAUUGUUCUCAGUGAAAAUUCAGCAUCGGCCAAUGUU
Molecule: messenger RNA, 11019 nt
Organism: Chenopodium quinoa (quinoa)
Lineage: Eukaryota; Viridiplantae; Streptophyta; Magnoliopsida; Caryophyllales; Amaranthaceae
Product: transcriptional activator DEMETER-like
Exons: 20
Coding region: 5031-10742 (1903 amino acids)
Biological process (GO): base-excision repair
Molecular function (GO): DNA N-glycosylase activity; DNA demethylase activity; 4 iron, 4 sulfur cluster binding
Source: RefSeq, a predicted model, not a curated record